Molecule: messenger RNA, 1179 nt
Organism: Cucurbita moschata (crookneck pumpkin)
Lineage: Eukaryota; Viridiplantae; Streptophyta; Magnoliopsida; Cucurbitales; Cucurbitaceae
Product: protein SLOW GREEN 1, chloroplastic-like
Exons: 2
Coding region: 66-1136 (356 amino acids)
Molecular function (GO): protein binding
Source: RefSeq, a predicted model, not a curated record
UCCGGGCUCGAGAUUGACCUGAAAAUCGCCGGUUCUUCACACAGCAACGCACAGAGGUUACGGCCAUGGAGGGUCUUGCUACAUUUCACCACCGUCCUCUUCCUUCUCAACAACAUCUAUCCUUCAGCCGCCGUCUUCCGUCGUUCUCCUAUCCCUCUUCUUCUCUCUUCUUCCUGUCUCCUCCGCCGUCUCGGCUUCGUUCUCCUUUGUCUUUCAGGUCAUUGUCUGUUAAAGCCUCGUCGUCUCCGUCGACCUCCGACGAAACCUCUCGAAACGCCAAGCCUUCAAUUUCAGAGACUACGAAUGACGGUCUUCUCUCUGGAUUUCUCAGAACCGCUUGCAUCUCCGUCGCCGCUGCUGCAUUCUUCUUCCUUCGCUUCGACCAUCGGCGCGCUGUUGUCGUUGCUGCUCCCGUUGCGCCGGAAAUGACGGAGUCUAUUGAAGAAUCGAAUCCAUAUGAGGAAAAUGAGAGCGUUGUGGAAGAGCAACCGAUGGAUAAUUCGAAUGAUGUUGAAGCUCUUCGAUCCCUCGUUGAGGAGAAUGUAAAAUCAGGUAAAUUGCCUGAAGCAAUUGAAGCCCUAAACCGUUUGAUUGAAAUUGAGCCCAAUGAACUUGAGUUGCCGUUGCUGAGAGCCAAUUUCCAUAGCUAUAUGGGGGAGCUCGAAUUGGCGAAAAGUGAAUUCGAGGAGAUUUUAAUGGAAGACCCAUUACGUGUUGAGGCCUAUCAUGGCCUUGCACUGGUUUCGGAGCAAUUGAAUGACAAUUCAUUGAAGGGCGUUGCUAAAAGGAUCGAACAGGCAAUGGAGAAAUGUAAGAAGCAGAAUAAGAAAUCAGAUAUCAGGGAUUUCAAGCUCUUGAUAGCACAAAUUAAGGUAAUGGAAGGGAGUUAUUUUGAUGCGUUGAAAGCUUAUCAAGAACUUGUGAGGGAAGAGCCAAGGGAUUUUAGGCCAUAUCUGUGUCAGGGGAUCAUAUACUCUCUGUUAAGGAAGAAUGAGGAGGCUGAGAAACAAUUUGAGAAAUUCAGGAGACUUGUUCCAAAGAAUCAUCCUUACAGAGAGUACUUUGAUGAAAACGUGUUUGCAACGAAGCUUUUUGGUCAGAAAUUAGAGAAGGAAGGAGCUGGUUUGAAGAGCUGAGAUGAGUGCUGGUCUGCUGCUUCUGCGUGGCUCACUGGAGGAA